Molecule: messenger RNA, 2665 nt
Organism: Poecilia reticulata (guppy)
Lineage: Eukaryota; Metazoa; Chordata; Actinopteri; Cyprinodontiformes; Poeciliidae
Source: RefSeq, a predicted model, not a curated record
UCGCCCUAACUCUGCCAUGUUGGAUGGAACUGGCUCAGGGCUCCUAUAACGGCAGUACUUCCAAGGAAAGUUUUCACCUCGUCCCAGCUUCGUCCUGUUGUCCCAGUUUUGACCAGGUUUUGAGGAGCCGAGAGACGCCAAAGCUACAUUCCUGCACCGUGUUCGCUUUCCCUUACCUUUGUCUCGGCGGAGCGGCGGAAUACUCCCGCACCGGCGUGAGGAGUCGGAGGCAGGCCACGGAUGACCGAGGGAUUGUUUAUGUAUCUUCCCGGAGCUCCUACAAGCAGUCAGCGGGUGCAGACUUCAUAAACUGAUCCCUAAUAAUGAGUGGACACCCGUCGCAACGGCGGCAAAACAAUGUCGGCUCCUUAAUCUUGUCACAGCAGGACAAUGAAAGCCUUUUUAACUACCUUGGGAAGAAAUGCAUCACGUUGUCUUCAGGAGUGGUCCAGGUGUACACGGCAGACCGAAACGGCAGCUGGAGCAAAAGAUGCUGCGGGGUGGCCUGUCUGGUCAAGGACAACCCCCAGCGCUCCUACUUCAUCAGGGUCUUGGACAUCAGGGACGGUAAGACGAUGUUCGAACAGGAGCUGUACACCGGCUUCAUUGAUACCCUGCAGAGACAGUACUUCAUCACAUUUGCUGGAGAUACGUGCCAAGUGGGUCUAAACUUCGCCAGCGAGGAGGAGACCAAACAUUUUCAUACCGCCUUAACAGAUCUGACGGUGAAAAGAAACAGGAAAACAGAGAAGAGGCGGGACCCUCCAAAUGGACCCGCGUUGCCCAUGGCGACCAUCGACAUCAAAAACCCAGAGAUCAGCAACUCGCAUCGUUUUCACAACAACUCUCAGAUGAACAGCCUCGUGCACGGCUCCUUCCCCAGGAGGAUCAAGAAGGAAAAAGUGAAGAACAAGAAGAAGCUGACCAAGGCUGACAUCGGCACACCCAGCAACUUCCAGCAUGUUAAUCACAUAGGAUGGAACCCAAACACCGGCUUUGAUAUGAACAACCUGGACCCGGAGCUGAAGAACCUGUUUGAUUUGGCCGGCAUCUCCGAGGCUCAGCUGAAGGACAAGGAGACCUCCAAGGCCAUCUACGACUUCAUUGAGAAAAAUGGAGGCGUGGAGGCCGUCAAAAACGAGGUACGGAGACAAGGUCCGCCCAGGUGGAGCGCUCCUCCACCGCCUCCACCCAGAGGUGGCCCCCCUCCACCACCCCCACCCCAAGCUCCUCCGCCCCCGCCACCUCCGCCGCCUCCCGGACCUCCCGGGCCUCCCGGACCACCUCCUCUGCCCUCCAUGGAGGCUAACGGAGGGGACGGCAAGUCCGCGCUGCUGAGCCAGAUCAGAGAGGGAGCGCAGCUGAAGAAGGUGGAGCAGAAGGAGAGGCCGGUGUCCACCGGCGGCAGAGACGCGCUUCUGGACCAGAUCCGACAAGGAGUCCAACUGAAAGCUAGGGACGAUAACUCCGAACAGACGUCUGCUGACUCGGCACCGACAGCGGGUAUCGUCGGGGCGCUGAUGGCCGCGAUGCAGAAGAGAAGCAAAGCGAUCCACUCUUCGGACGAUGACGAUGAUGACGACGAUGAAGAUGACUUUGAGGAAGAGGAUGAAUGGGACGACGAGUGAAACUUUUUUUCUUUUUUUUUCGCCCUCGAUGACACUAAAAUUUAUCCCAGUCUUUCUAAAAUAAAGUUGAUGACUUCAUAAUUAUAAUUAAAAAUGUUCCAUCAGUUUGCUGUACAUGUUUUUUUGUUGCCUCUAUGCUUUUUUUUUAUUAUUAUUAAUCUGUGCAAUACCUCAUUUAAUCUAUGUUUGUCAGUCUAAUCCUAGAGGUUGUCUAUCGUCGUUUGCUCCAUCUUGUCUCCUGAUGGGAUACAUUUUUCUUAUUCUGUUGCUAUGUGGCUCAGACCUUCAAUAUUUCCAAUUCUGUUGAUCACUCUCUGCCACUUUUCAUAUCUGCUGUCUCCUGUCACACACGAUCCGACUUUGCUCCCAUUUUCACCCCAAUGUGCAAUUUUAAACGUCUCUUAAGCAUUUGAGCUGAAUGUCGGCUACAUUUUUUUUUCCGCAGCGCUUUGAGAGGGCUUACAAGAUGGCGAGACAAGUUGCCACAAAAUCUUAUUUGUAUCAUUAUUAGAAAGGGAGAAGAAAAAGAAAAAGGCUAUUUUCAUACCCUUUUGCUCUAGUUUAUUUUUACAUACUCGAAUAAUUCUAGUUUAUUGAUCAUAUUUUCUUUAAAAAAAAAAGAAAAAUACAGCACUCUGGAAUAUUUAGAAUUCAUUCACUGUGGACUGUACAUUUACUCUAAACUAACGAGUCUUUUUUUUUUUUUUUGCACAGAUUGAAAAAUCCGACUCGUUGCAGGGAUAGACAUUUUAGGGUUCGCAUCAUAAUUUAAAGUGCACAUGCUUUAAGUAAUGUUGCCAAAUACAUGAGGAAUUGAAAUGGUAAAUUAACACUACAAACAGUAAAGAGGGUAGCCCAGUGUUAUGUUUGGGUUUUCUUUUUUUUUUUAUCUCUGCGACACUACAGGUUUAAUUGACUUUUGUGCUCAUUUGUUUUGUUUUUUACAGUAGAAGGCAGAGUAUUAAUACCUGUUCAUUGUAAUCAGGUAAUUCAUCAUGUGAUGCUAAAAUAAAGAUAUUUUAGUUUUGCACACCGAU